UUUUAAUUAAUUAAAAAAAGAGAAAAAAAACAAAAGAAAUGGAAAUUGAAAAAAAAAAGCUGAUUUUAAAUUGAAUUGGGCCACACAUUUUAGAAGCCCAAGUUUUCCCCCAACCCAACCCAACCCAAACCGGGUCGACCCGACCCGACCCAACACCCAAACCCUAUUCUUCUAAUAUAAUAAGCCUAAAAGACGCUAGGGAUACAUUCGGAAGGAGAGACCGUAGCGCCGCAACAGUGCAAAACGGAACCCUACCCUCUCGUUCAUCAUCUUCUUGAAGCAGCCAUCUAUGGCUUUUUGCUGAACGAAAUAACAGACCCCCCUCCCCCAGGAGUUCAUCUUCUCCAUUAGAGCUAAUAGACGAAGACCCUAGGAGACGAACAGACACAAAAAACGCCAAAAAUCUGAAAGGCAUUGAGCGAGAAAAACUGAGCGCGGAGCUCUUUCUUCUUCAAGAGAACGGGAAGCUGCUGCUGCUUCUUGAUGAAGUCAUAGCCAUUUCUGAUUUGAGAACACAGCACCCCUCCUCGUCUCAGUUUCUUCUUCUUCACUUCACAACCAAAAAGUUCCUUCAACACAACGAACCAACCAAACUUCAACUCCAAAUCGCUACUCCCUGUCAUGGAGUUUGUCGAUUUUGUUUUCCUGGUUUAGUUCGAGUUCUCCGGUGAGUUUCGAGGUCGCCAAGGUUCCGGUAUCGGUUCAAGGAUCAGGUCGUUAGCUCGUUUUGGUCUGCUGCGUCGGAAACUUUCUUCGUUGUAUACGUUGAAAAAUAUGCAGAAAUAAAGGCGAAGAACAAGUGCGAGAUAGAGAGAGGAGGCUGGUCUUUGAAAAGAGAAGAAGAGGGAGAUUUAUGUAUUCCUUGAGUGGGUCUGUGCUGACACUCGUGGAUAACAUUGAUCCUUGAAAUUGUCGAGAAAGUACACAAUUGUAGGUUUUCUGGUGAAAUUGCGAAGAGAGUCAAAGACCCAGUUCAGCUGUUAGCGUACAGAUUGUUUUAGUUGCGAUGAGUUCAGGAAAUGUGGGGCGGCUGCCAUUGAUGAAUGUUGUUAAAUUUAAUGGAGUGCCAAUUCUGCAGCAAUUGCAUUUGGAGGAACGGUUGCUCAGGACUUCACCUCAAAACUGGUGCAUUGUAAAUGAUGGAACCAAUGAACCCACAAUUGUCAUGGGUAUUUCAGGAAAACCAGCUGAACUUCUUGAAAUCGGUUCUGUUUUGCAAGACAAGAUUCCAGUAGUAAAGAGGUUUACUGGAGGAGGCACUGUAAUAGUCGAUCACAGGACAAUUUUCAUCUCCUUCAUAUGCAAUAAGGAUGCUGUCCCUACUGUACAACCAUAUCCUAGGCCCAUCAUGUCAUGGAGCAGCCAACUCUAUAGCAAGGUGUUUCAAGGAGUUGGGGAUUUCUCUCUUCGUGAAAAUGACUACGUUUUUGGCAACCGCAAGUUUGGGGGAAAUGCUCAAUCUAUCACAAAAGGCCGUUGGAUCCAUCAUACAUCCUUUCUUUGGGAUUAUGAGAUGAUGAACAUGGCUUAUCUCAAACUUCCAAAACGAGCUCCUGACUAUCGACAGGCAAGAGACCAUUCAGACUUUAUCUGCCGCAUGAAGGAUUAUAUAUACUCGGCAAGAAUUCAUAAAUAG
Molecule: messenger RNA, 1636 nt
Organism: Nicotiana attenuata
Lineage: Eukaryota; Viridiplantae; Streptophyta; Magnoliopsida; Solanales; Solanaceae
Product: lipoate-protein ligase LplJ-like
Exons: 5
Coding region: 1007-1636 (209 amino acids)
Biological process (GO): protein modification process
Cellular component (GO): mitochondrion
Source: RefSeq, a predicted model, not a curated record